Messenger RNA from Prorocentrum cordatum, 1018 nucleotides. NCBI's taxonomy places the organism in Eukaryota, Dinophyceae, Prorocentrales, Prorocentraceae. The record is from the annotation of a GenBank genome assembly.
CUCCGCCUCCUGCUCCUCCUCCGCCUCCUUCUCCUCCUGCUGCUCCUCCUCCUCUUCCCGGCGGCCGCCUGCGGCUGGGCGCCUGGCCGCGAGAUGCUGAGCCCCAGGGGCGGCGGCGCCGCGGUGGGCCUGCAGCCGCUGCCCCAGGACCGGUGAGAGGCUUCUCGGUGGGCGCGGCGUCGUGGGACCGGCGGCCCGCUGCGUCGCCCUGCGACCGGCACCUCGUCGCGGUGGUGUGCGGCGUCACGCUGCUGCUCGCCGCGGCGGCGGCGUCGCUGUCGCGCCUGGCCAGCGCGCAGCGCGAGGGCGGCGGCCUGGUCGUGCAGGGCGCGAGAGGCGCCUCCGCGCCCCCCGCGCCCUUCGACUCCGAGGCCGUCGCGGAGGCGACCAUGGACUGGGACGUAGUCAAGUAUUCAGGCUGCAAGGACUGCCACGAGGCCGAGUUUUGCAGGGUGGCCGGCAACCCCGGCUGUGGCGGGACUGGCACCGCGGAUGCGGUGACAUUCGACAACCGCCACUACGCCAAGGGGUGCUCUGUCAAGCCCCUGCUGACCAUCCCCCUCUCGUACGUAGAGCACAUCGCCGACCUGCAAGCCAAGGGCGCAAGCUUGGCCAAGCAGUUGCUCACGAUCAUGCUGCGGCAGGGUUUCCGCGAGUAUCGGGGCCGCGGAUACUCAGGCCCCGUGCAGCAGUGCCUCCACCUCCCGGCGGUCGUGUCGGUGCACUGGCUGCACCUUCACUCGUUCUGCGCCGGUGCGCAUUUCGACGGCAUGCCAGACGCUGGAUCUUCUAUGUGCCGAGUCAUGAAUGACAUUAACGACGCCGACUGGAUAGCAGGCGACUGGUCGGUGCCGUAGCAGGCCUGAAUGGCGGUGCGCGGCGUGCUUACUUGGUGAAGGUCCUCAGCAUGAGCCUCCGAUCCUCGGCCGUGUGCUGUACUUCUUGACUCCGACUGGACCAGGGUGAGUCCACUUCCCGCGACCGGCCUGAAUUAGUCAGGAGGGGAAAAACACACAGA